UGUGUGUUACUUUGCAGACAGGAAGAGGCGUGAGGAAGGAGUAUAAUUUUGUUUUUGCAUGGGAAUAUAUCAUAGUUGUGUUAAACUAUGUAAAAAAUUUCAAGCGUACUUUCAGAGAGUGUGCAGGGAGGCGUCAUUCCCAAAGUUGUUUUAUGAUAAUUUGCUCCUUGUUUUGCCAUAGUAAUAACAACAGCUGCUAUUUUUGGCAGCAUUCGCAUACCUACUGCUGAAUGUAAAACUCUAAGCAUGGGGGGAGACUACUCAUGUUAUUUUAAAAAGUGCUGAAUUAAUUGACUUUUAGUAUAGUUUUAAUUAACUGAUUUGUCUUUUUUUGCUUUAAAACUAUAGGAAUUCUUCAUAUAAAAUUAUUUGGUUAAUGUAUCUGAAUUAUGAAAGCAGACCUUCCUGUCAAAUGUGACAGGUGCCUUUUGCGUUCCAAGCUUUAAGGAGAAAUGCUCAUUUUCAUAUAAGGGUAAAAAAACAAACUUAAUGUGGCAGCCAGGUGAUGGAAUCGGAAGGGGUUCGACGCAGUUGCUCAUUGUGAAAACGAAACCUCUUUUUAACCUUCGGGUAUUUAGCUUCACGGCCUCCCUGCAUCUGCACAUAAAUAAAGCGAUGUGUGGAAACAUGCCUUAAAGCCAGAUUUUAAGUAUAUGCAUCAUCCAACACCUCCAGGAAAAAUAGCAGCUGUGCCGCAGAUCUGGGUUUAUAAUUUAAAUUUCCCCACAAACACUAAUUUAGGACCACUAACCGUGAAUGUUCAACCUCAAAUGAUUAUAAGCACACCUCAGCGAUUGCCUACCUCAGGGACUGUUCUGAUCGGUAGUCCAUUUACCUCAAAUCCAACUAUGGUCACUCAGAAUUUAGCAGAAGCCCCUGGAUGGGUCCCAGGGAUCAGAAAAAGAUCUCAUGAGUUUCUGGAAUCAGAUUUUUCUGACAGUAAGAGAAGCAGAAAAGGUGAUAAGAAUGGCAAGGGACUAAGACAUUUUUCAAUGAAGGUUUGUGAGAAAGUGCAGAAAAAAGGAACAACGUCUUACAAUGAAGUAGCAGAUGAACUUGUGGCAGAAUUUGCCAACUCUAGUAGUAUUAUGACUGCUGAUUCUCAGGUCUAUGAUCAGAAGAAUAUUAGGCGACGUGUUUAUGAUGCCUUGAAUGUUCUCAUGGCUAUGAAUAUCAUAUCAAAAGAAAAAAAAGAAAUCAAGUGGAUUGGGCUUCCAACUAAUUCUGCUCAGGAGUGCCAGAAUCUAGAGCUAGAGAAACAGAGAAGAAUAGAAAGAAUUAAGCAAAAAAGGGCUCAGUUACAGGAACUAAUAUUGCAGCAAAUAGCAUUUAAAAAUUUGGUGCAAAGAAACCAGCAAGCAGAGGAAGAGCGCCAGAGUCCUCCACCCAGAAGCUCUGUGAUUCAACUGCCUUUUAUUCUUCUCAAUACCAGCGUGCGCACUGUCAUUGACUGUAGUAUCUCUAGUGACAAGUGCGAAUAUCUGUUUAAUUUUGACAACACAUUUGAGAUCCAUGAUGAUAUUGAGGUGCUGAAGAGGAUGGGCAUGUCUUUUGGUUUGGAGUAUGGAAAAUGCACCUCAGAAAAUCUGAAAAUUGCAAAAUCAUUGGUGCCAAAGUCUUUAGAGUCUUAUGUUACAGGUAUGGCAGAUGGGCAGAUUUUGAGUCAAGAACAGUUCACUUGUAAUUCAGUGCAGACAUCUGCCUCUUCCUCCUCCUCCUCCUUCAUCUCUGGAAGUGCCCACUUCAGCUCAAAUCUGGACAGUUGUGUAGACAAUGAAGUGGCCUUAACAACAGGACAUUGUGUCAUGUCAAGCAACCAACAGCCUUUCACUAUGACAUCUCAUUAUUCUGAAUCAAGAGGAGAGACUCCUUGCUCUUUCAACGACUAUGAUGAUGAAGAUGAUGAUGACUCUUCAUCUCCAGAAUAAGCUGCUUAACUUAUUUUUUUUGUUAUUCCUGUAAAACAUUUUAUAAAACUUCUAAUGAAUGGCUAGAAAGAGAAGCUGCAUUUCCAGACAUUGGAAGCACAUCAAGGACUGAAGAGCAAAAAGUACAAACAAAGAAAAUGUUUAGUAGUAGGAAAAAAAUUAGGACAAUGUACAUGUAUUUUGAAGUCAUUUAUCUGAUAUGUCAUUGUUUGGAAACUGCACAUGUAAAAUGAAUUACAGUAAAAUUUAGCUCACUUGUUUAGCUUACGGAUGUGGAGCAACAAGCCUUGUAGAACAAACAGUCUUGGGUGCCUUUAUUCUGACUUCAUUAUACAGUAAAUGCAUGUGUAAUGUUCCAAAAUAUUACAAAACCUACAGAUUCUAAGACACUCACAUUUAAAGAGGUCAACAGAGCUUUUGAGUACAGAAGCCAAUUCAUUAAAAAAAGUUAUGUGUAUUA
Molecule: messenger RNA, 2388 nt
Organism: Erpetoichthys calabaricus (reedfish)
Lineage: Eukaryota; Metazoa; Chordata; Cladistia; Polypteriformes; Polypteridae
Product: transcription factor Dp-2-like
Exons: 12
Coding region: 654-1928 (424 amino acids)
Biological process (GO): regulation of cell cycle; regulation of transcription by RNA polymerase II
Cellular component (GO): transcription regulator complex; nucleus
Molecular function (GO): RNA polymerase II transcription regulatory region sequence-specific DNA binding; DNA-binding transcription factor activity, RNA polymerase II-specific
Source: RefSeq, a predicted model, not a curated record